UUCUUGCCAGGAUUUUUGGCAGGUGCUGUUUUUUUCUCGCUGGUUGUUUUGACCCUGGAGUACACACGAGCACGUGGGCUGUUCGUCUGCGAGGUUCGCCAGACCCGAGGAGCUUGUUGUUCCCCGUGUUUUUAUUUGAGUCGGGGAAGCAGCUGACAAACAGUUGGUGAAACAAGUUGGGCAGGUCUUGGUCCAGGCUGGUAGAGGAGGCGGCUGUUUCUCUUGGGUGCCAGUGUCUGAGUCCCUCUCGGUGUAUGUGUGGUAACAACAUGUCUGUCCCCCUCCUCGCUGAUGCAGUGACUGUCUCAGGGGCAGAGCGGGAGACUGCCGCGGUCAUUUUUUUACAUGGCCUUGGAGACACGGGGCACAGCUGGGCUGAUGCCCUCUCCUCCAUCCGCCUCCCCUACGUGAAAUAUAUUUGCCCUCAUGCGCCCCGGAUCCCAGUGACCCUCAACAUGAAGAUGGUUAUGCCCUCCUGGUUUGACCUGAUGGGGUUGACUCCGGAUGCCCCUGAGGAUGAAGCUGGAAUCAAGAAAGCUGCGGAAAACAUUAAAGCAAUUAUUGAGCAUGAGAUGAAGAACGGGAUCCCACCCAACCGCAUCAUCCUGGGGGGCUUCUCACAGGGCGGUGCGUUGUCGCUGUACACAGCUCUCACCUGCCAGCACCAGCUGGCCGGCAUCGUGGCGCUCAGCUGCUGGCUCCCGCUGCACAAGGCCUUCCCGCAGGCGGCGAAUAACGGCGUGAAUAAGGACAUCGCCAUCCUGCAGUGCCAUGGGGAGAUGGACCCCAUGAUCCCCGUCCGCUUCGGGGCCCUCACUGCUGAGAAGCUGAAAUCUGUCGUCACCCCCACCAAGGUCCAGUUCAAAACCUACCCUGGCGUGAUGCACAGUUCCUGUCCUCAGGAGAUGAUGGCGGUGAAGGAGUUCAUUGAGAAGCUGCUGCCCCGCAUCUAAGUGGAGCCAAUCGAGACUGUCGCAGGGAAGGACGCCGAGGUCGCAGCCACCGAUCUUUCCCCCCGUGACCUGUCCGCUGCAAACGGAAGCCAUGGCACCCCACUGCACCUCCCGCCGCACCCCUGGCCCCCGCCUCUCCCCGUCUCCUCGCACCGCGUCCUCUGCAGCUGGGGGUGCCUCAUCUCUCCCUGCUGCUCUUGGAGCUGAGAUUGGAGCUAAGGCGAGUUUUCGAGUGGCCUUUUCUCUCCUCUUGCUCCGAGCGGUUUCUGUGGGGGUCACCAUCCCCUCGACUCCCCGUUCAGGCACCACAGUGUGUGUGGGUCUGGCGCAGCGCGGGUGAGGUUUUGUUUUUGUUUUUGUUUUUUUUUGUUGGGUUUGGGUUUUUUUGUAACAGUAUUAGGGGUGGGAUGUGUCCCUGUGCGGCGGGAGGAGCGGUGUGGGCACAGGGCAGGGCUGGGGCACCCUCCGGAGCCCUCUGUGGCCCAGAGCAGCCCGUGCUCCUCCUCUGCCCUCGGCCCGGCCUCUCCGCGGCUGCUCUCGGCCUCCACUCAGGCGACUCACGGGUUUUCAAUCAGAGCUCAGGAACCCGGGACUCUCCUGCGAGCACCUCAAGGCCCAGGGGAGAGGCUCUGCUUCGGGCCGGUUCCGCCAAAGGCUGCUCCGUUUCCCGGGUCUGGCAGAAAAACGUCCACACAGCUCCUGCACCUCCUGGCACGGGGCCCCGGCCCCCGCCCUGUCGCACACGCACACUCCCCGUCGGGCUCGCCCCGUGCUCCAGCAGCCUCAGCUGUCGGCUUGGGGCAGCUCUGCCCUCCUUGAGAUAAUCGCUUCCUUCCUCCUUCUCCUCCUCCUCCUCCUCCUCUUCUUGCUUUUACAAUCUCCCAGUGGCGUCUCUCCCUCCCUCGGCCUGGCUCUGUGCCCUCAGAGCCCCAAAGCGCUGCCGUUUACAGCCGGUGUCCGAGCGGCUUUGCCACGGAGCCCGCCCGGCGCUGGCCCGGUCCUUAAUGUCUCUUUUGCUGCUACUUCUCCUUCCCUUUGAACGUGGGCUGGCUCGGGGAGGGAGAGGAGAGGUGAGGAGAGGCCCCCUUGGCCCUCAGGGAGGGCUCCUGGCGCAGCGGAAGGAAGCAGCUUUGCUCCCAGCCAUCAUCUCACCAGCAUCUAACACCCGGGUGCCAUCGCACCCCAUCCUGUGGGGCAGGGCUUCGUGCUCCCCCCCCAGGGGCUGUGGGCUCUGUUGGCCUUUUUCCGUGUACAAUCACAGGUUUCCGCGGAGCCUGCGGCCGAGGCUCGUCCUUCUCGAGCGGGAGCCUGGCUGGGGCACGGGGCCAGUCCCUGGGGAUGGGGCCCCGAAUGUCUCCUCCAGGGGUGGGGUCCCGGCCGCCCCAUCCCCUCCCGCAGGGCCGAGGGCACUCGCUGUUGAGCAGCGCUGCCCUUCUCCUCGCCUCUCCUCCAUGGGCUGAGCCCACAGCACUGUUGGGCCCUUCCGGGGGCUGGAGCUGUACGUGUCUUUAAAAAAAAAACAAAAAACAAAACCAAACAAACAAAC
Messenger RNA from Athene cunicularia (burrowing owl), 2499 nucleotides. RefSeq names its product lysophospholipase II (gene LYPLA2). Gene Ontology annotation, molecular function: carboxylic ester hydrolase activity; palmitoyl-(protein) hydrolase activity. The record is from RefSeq and is a predicted model, not a curated record. Gene Ontology annotation, cellular component: cytoplasm. NCBI's taxonomy places the organism in Eukaryota, Metazoa, Chordata, Aves, Strigiformes, Strigidae. Gene Ontology annotation, biological process: protein depalmitoylation. The coding region runs from base 255 to 953 and encodes 232 amino acids. The transcript is spliced from 10 exons.